Kuraishia capsulata CBS 1993 is the source of this 1311-nucleotide messenger RNA. RefSeq lists its product as uncharacterized. Lineage: Eukaryota; Fungi; Ascomycota; Pichiomycetes; Pichiales; Pichiaceae. The transcript has a single exon. Gene Ontology annotation, molecular function: DNA binding. Bases 1 to 1311 code for a protein of 436 amino acids. The record is from RefSeq and is a predicted model, not a curated record. Gene Ontology annotation, biological process: DNA replication. Gene Ontology annotation, cellular component: nuclear origin of replication recognition complex.
AUGACCUCGAGAUUGAUUCAACAAGCUAUCCAGGAUGUGAUUCCUUCCCAGGAUAAACCAUACCCUCCACAGCUGAUUUCUUAUGCGACGACGCUGUCUUUGACCUCGACCCAGAAGUCAAAGUUUCUUCAGGGGGGCUACGAGUUUGCAAAGUAUCACUUGUCAGUGUAUGCUGCAGUUGUCCAAUUGAAGGAGAGAUUGAAUUUGCCGGAUCCAACUACUGAUAAAAUUCCAAUCCCACCCAAGCAGGUCAACAAUAUAGUGAACUCGUUUCUGCAACUCAUCAUUGAUCCGGCUUCCAACCCUACGACACCGAGAAAAAGAAGGAUGACGCCAAGCCUGACACCUUCCACCCGUUCAUCUAAAAAGAGGAACGUUAAUACACAAUUGGCCACUCCAGAAAGCACACCCACAAAGCCUAAAGUGGUUCAAUCAUUGAAGGAUGCAGAUGAGACAUCUUUGAAGAGCGCAAAUAAUGUGAACGAUGUAACGAAAAAGCUUUUGGAUCUGGCUGACGCAGAAAACUCUGAGGAUGUCAUUGACGAGGACGACAUAUUUGACAGCCAGGAGGAGUUUGAUUAUGGUAGUGAGGAAGACCCUGAUGAAAUCAGUGAUCAAGAGUACACCGAGCCAGGCAUCAAAAUACACACACCUCGAGCCUCGCCGGCGAGAAGAGUUGGAAGGCCGAGGAAAGUCAUUGAAGAUGCCGAUAGUCAAUCACCGGCUGAUUCCACGCCAAAAAAAAGAGGUCGUCCCAGAAAGCACCCAUUACCAGAAGAGACUGGAAUCGCCCUUAAAGGCAACUCUGCUCUAAUAGAUGUUCAGAUCGAGUCGACCAAAAAGCCAAUGACUUUGAAGCAAUUGGAAACAUUCUGUCGGCGACUGGAUAUCCCAUUGGCCACUAUUCAGAAUAUUAUUCUGAGUUUCAACGAGUUCAGAAACAGGAUCAAAAACGAAUGGGCUUUACUAUGUGGCCUGGUCGCUGUUGCAUAUACGCGGUUGUACCAUAGUGAAUGCAACAGUGAGAUUGGCGUGAAGAAGAGCUUUUAUGACAAUCUCCAUGAGCUGCAGAAUGGAGGAUUGCGCAAACAAGACCUAGGCUACUGGGUGGGAGUGGUUGAAAGAUUGGUCUCGUCUAAGCAAUGGGUACGAAACCUGGAAAUGGUCUCCGGAAACCCUGAAAAGUGGAUGGAAUUACCAACUAUCGGCGACAUGGUAAGUGCAUCAGUUAGAUACACCAGUCAUGCUUAUCUCAAAAUGUUUGAGGAUUGGAAGAUGGCGUUCUGUGCCGAGUUCGAGAUUAAGCUGUGA